Messenger RNA from Melitaea cinxia (Glanville fritillary), 4589 nucleotides. It is a transcript of the gene Dnmt1, whose product is annotated as DNA (cytosine-5)-methyltransferase PliMCI-like. Bases 233 to 4510 code for a protein of 1425 amino acids. The transcript has 8 exons. Gene Ontology annotation, cellular component: nucleus. Gene Ontology annotation, molecular function: DNA (cytosine-5-)-methyltransferase activity; DNA binding; zinc ion binding. NCBI's taxonomy places the organism in Eukaryota, Metazoa, Arthropoda, Insecta, Lepidoptera, Nymphalidae. The record is from RefSeq and is a predicted model, not a curated record.
GUUAACCGUAUCUGACAUGAAGUUAUAAAUUGUAAAUAAAAUUGGCGCGCAUUUGGCGUAUUUAGAUAGGUUCGUGUAUGACAAUUAGCAAUAUAACAGAAAAACAUAUAUUAUGUGUAUUAGAAAAUAUAUUAUUUAGAAUUAGUUUAUUUUAUUGCACGUUUUUGUGUUAACACUUGAAAUAAAAACUGUUACUUACAUUUAAAUGAACUUGUUCAAUUAAACUAUUAAUAUGCCAGUCUCAAUUGAUAGUAAAAGUGAUGAAGAAAAAAACCAGGAAGAUCAAAAUGCGUUUCCUUCCCCUUCACGAAAAUCAAAACGAAAGUCAGCAAUGAAAAGUAACCAAUCAAAAAUUACUCAUAUGUUUGCCUACAAACGCAGUAGAAGUCCAGACGUAGAUCAUGAAAAAACGGAGUCUAAAAAAAUUAAAAUGGAAUCAAAAAAUAUUUCUGAUGCGAAAAUGGUAGCCGAUGAUACUGAUACUGAUGAAACAUCCAGUGAUAAACAAAAUAUAGUACAAUCUGAUGAUAAUGAUAAUUCUGUUAUAUCUUCACCAAAUAGUAAUGAAAUCAUUAAAGACAAUGAGUUUAAUAACAAUUGUGAAACAACCGCUAAGACAAAAGGACACGAGAUCCAAAAUGAAUUUAAAGUCAAUAAUGAAAUAUCAGAAAUUAAAUCACUAAAGGAUAAUGAAAGUAGGAGUGAUUUGCCUGAUAUGGAGAAAUGUGAUAUUUGCGGACAAUUUUUAAACAACUCUGACAUAAUAUACUAUCAAGGACAUCCACAAGAUGCAGUUGAAGAAUUUAUAGCUUUGACUAAUGAAAAACUAGUUUUAGCGUCUGGUGAAGAUGGUGAUAUAAUGGAAAGACCGCAAACCAAUAUAACUGGAUUUUCAAUUUUUGAUCAACAAGGCCAUUUAUGCCCCAUUGAUGGUGGUCUUGUUGAAAAUGAUGUCAGAAUAUAUAUGUCAGGAUAUCUCAAAUCUAUUUGUUCUGAGUCACCUGAUGUUGAUGAAGAAUCCAUACCAGUGAAAGAUGUUGGACCAAUUAUUGAAUGGUUUAUCCAUGGGUUUGAUGGUGGAACGAAAAAUUGCAUUACACUGUCCACUGAAUUUGGAGAAUACAACCUGCUCAAACCUAGUACCGAAUAUACACCCUUAAUGGACAAUUUGUAUGAAAAAAUUUGGCUCAGCAAAGUAGUGGUUGAAUAUCUAGAAGAAUAUCACUACCUCCAACCUACCUAUGAAGAUUUACUGGAAGUUAUUCGAGAAUGUACAAUUCCAGAUUUAGAUGACAAAAAGAUGUCAGAGGAAAUGUUGCACAAACAUGCUCAGUUUGUUUGUGACCAGGUUGUAAGCUUAGAAGCAGAUGAAGAUAAUGAGCCCUUGAUAACAUUACCAUGUAUGAGAGAACUAAUAAAGUUAAUGGGUAUUAAGUUUGGAAAAAGAAGAGUUCGUGCAAAAAUUGAUUAUAAAAAGAUAGAUAAAAAAGCAUGGACAAAAGCCACUACUACUCCACUUGUUAGGAAAACUUUUGAAAGUUUCUUUACUAAUCAGCUAGACAAGACAAAUCACGAACUUGUGUUAAGAAGGAAAAGGUGUGGUGUGUGUGAAGCUUGUCAACUACCAGACUGUGGAGAAUGUAAUGCAUGUCGAGCAAUGCUGAAAUUUGGUGGGCAUGGACGAACAAAAAAGGCAUGUGUUAGAAGACUUUGCCCUAAUAUGGCUGUGCAACAAGCUGAUGAUUCAGAAAUAGAAGAUGAAGAUGACUAUCAACAUAUAGCAGAAAAACGUCAAAUGGAUAAAAUUGAUGAUACUGUUCCAGUUAAGUUGACGGGAGCAAAUACUAAAAAACUUAAAUGGAUAGGGGAACCUAUUAAAGCAGAUUCUACAAAAAUUUACUACAAGAGAGUGGAGAUUGAUGGUGCAGAGCUUCAAGUGGGAGAUUUUGUAAUGGUUGAAGCAUCACAAAGUAAUAUUCCAGCAUUGGUUGCGAGAGUUACAUACAUCUGGAAAGAAAUUAUAAAUCCUAAGUCUGGUUAUUUCCAUGGGGAAGUUUUCAUAAGAUCUUCUGACACUGUUCUGGGUGAAGUUGGUGAUCCACGAGAAGUGUUCUUAGGUAAUAGAUGCUGCCACGGUGCACCUCUUUCGUCUAUUUUAAGAAAAGCACAUGUUGAAAAAAGAGACCCGCCAAAGGAUUGGUUUAAAUUAGGAGGUAAAGAAGUAGCUGAUGAAUACUUUGAAGAUGAUGGUAAAACAUAUUUCUAUCAAAAAUACUACGAAAGAUUUACCGCGCGAUUCGAAGAUCUGCCAAUAGAUCCGGAGUGUCCAAAUGAUCUCAGGAAACACAGAUUUUGUCCAUCUUGCGAGCGCAAAACCAAGCGUGAUGCGAAAGAUAUCCCGAAAGUAUUUGGUAAAUUAUCAGAAAAAACUUCAGUUGUCUCCGAGGCAAACCGAAGUGAGUGGACAAGUGUAAGGUGGCGUGAUCAUGAUUAUAAGAAAGGCAGUGGUGUAUUUCUAAAACCUGGGACUUUUAAAUUUAAAAAUACCUACAAUAAUAACAAUAAUAGCAAUGGAAAGUUUAAAUUAGAAAAGGUCGAUGAGGACAUUUACCCAGAGUAUUAUAGAAAAAGUGAUAAUUGUUUAAGAGGCUCUAAUAUAGAUACUGGUGAACCAUUUUGCGUUGGUUACAUAGCCGCUAUUACCGCAGCAAGUGAAGGUCCCCUAGUCGUACCUCAAGAUAUUUAUAUUAAAGUCAACAUUUUGUAUAGACCUGAGAACACGACUAAUAGAUUUCCACAUCAUGAAGAUCUUAAUGUAGUGUAUUGGAGUGAUGAAAUAAAGGAAGUAUCGUUUUCGGCAGUCGUAGGUCCCUGUCAUUUAGUUUAUGUAGAAAACAUUCCACAGAAAGAUCAUAUAUACGAUUGGCUCGAAAAAGACCCCUGUAGAAUUUAUUUUAGAAUGGCUUUUAAUAAAGCCACGGGUCAGAUUGAAGAUGUUCCGCAACAAGCGAAGAGCGUAGGACGCGGAGAUAGGGGUAAAGAUAAGGGAAAAGGUAAAGGCAAGUCGAGCAAACCUGUGGUUACUGAUGUCAUGACAACCCCAGAAACAAAUAUUAGACCUUUGAGGACUUUGGACGUGUUUGCUGGUUGUGGCGGUCUAUCCGAAGGUUUGCAUCAAUCCGGCAUCGCAGAGUGCAGGUGGGCGGUGGAAAAUUUGGAAGCGGCAGCUCACGCGUAUUCUCUUAACAACAAAAACUGUAUAAUAUUCAAUGAAGAUUGCAAUGCGCUGUUGAAAGAUGCAAUGUCCGGGGCGACACACAGCGGAGGCGGUCUGAGACUGCCGAUGCAGGGAGAAGUCGAACUCCUCUGUGGCGGGCCUCCUUGUCAGGGUUUCUCGGGAAUGAACAGGUUCAACUCGAGAGAGUAUUCGAACUUUAAAAACUCGUUGGUUGCGUCUUAUCUUUCAUUCUGCGAUUUUUAUCGACCAAAAUAUUUUAUACUCGAAAACGUGAGAAACUUCGUGGCUUUCAAGAAAGGCAUGGUUCUGAAGCUGACGCUUCGGACACUGCUGGAUAUGGGGUACCAGUGCACCUUUGGAAUCCUGCAGGCUGGCAAUUAUGGAGUUCCUCAAACGCGACGGAGGUUAAUAAUAUUAGCCGCGGCUCCCGGUUACAAAUUGCCAUUAUAUCCGGAGCCUACUCACGUCUUUAGUAGACGCGCAUGUUCUUUGACUACCACAAUCGACGGUAAACGAUUCGUUACGAACAUUCAGUGGGAUGAAUCGGCGCCUCGGCGGACCUGCACGAUCCAAGAUGCGAUGAGUGACCUGCCACAAAUAUGUAACGGGGCUAACAAGACCGAAAUAGAUUACGGAUCUAUGCCCGAGACUCACUUCCAGAGAUUAGUGAGAAGCAGAGAUGAGACAACCAGACUACGUGACCAUAUAUGUAAAAACAUGGCACCGCUCAUACAAGCUAGGAUGAGCAGAAUACCCACAACCCCGGGCUCCGACUGGAGAGACUUACCGAACAUAUCAGUUACUUUAUCAGAUGGAACUAAAUGCAAGGUGCUGCAGUAUCGCUACGAUGAUAAGAAGAACGGUCGCUCGUCAUCGGGCGCGAGGCGCGGCGUGUGCGCAUGCGCGAGCGGCGGCGCGUGCUCGCCGUCCGACAAGCAGGAAAACACACUCAUCCCCUGGUGCCUCCCGCACACCGCCAACCGGCACAACAACUGGGCUGGCCUCUACGGGCGCCUGUCGUGGGCCGGCUACUUCAGCACGACGGUGACGGACCCCGAGCCCAUGGGCAAGCAGGGCCGCGUGCUGCACCCCGCGCAGCACCGCGUGGUGUCGGUGCGCGAGUGCGCGCGCUCGCAGGGCUUCCGCGACGGGUACCGCCUCGUGGGCUCCGUGCAGGACAAGCACCGCCAGGUUGGAAACGCAGUGCCGCCGCCAGUAGGCGCAGCUCUCGGCAGAGAAAUCAAGAAAGCAUUGAGUGUCUCUAAAUUAUAGCAAUGACAUAUUAUUUUUGUAAGUGUGAAAAAGUGUUGUGUAAUAAUAAUCAAAGUACUAUUAAAAAGUUUUAAGUAUA